AUGGAAGACUUUUUGGGCUCUCUUCGCCGCUCCCUUGUUCUCCGACCAGGCGGCGUCGAUGCUCCUUUUGCGGGAAUCGCCGACAAGCUUGGCUCCGCCAUUCGCAAGUCGCGAAUCGCAUUCAAACCUCCUCCUCCUCCUCCUCCCAUACGGUGGCGCAAGGGCCAGUUGAUCGGUUCGGGCGCCUUUGGUCACGUCUACAUGGGAAUGAACCUCGAUUCCGGGGAGCUUAUUGCCAUCAAACAGGUUUUAAUCGCGCCUGGUAGCGCUUACAAGGGGAAUACACAGCUUCGUGGAAGUGUUUCUAGUGGUCAUUAUGUGGAUGAGUGUCAGGCUAAUAUUCGGGAGCUCGAAGAAGAAGUCAAGCUUCUCAAGAAUCUUAAGCAUCCAAAUAUUGUUAGAUACUUGGGAACUGCCCGAGAGGAGAAUUCCUUAAAUAUUCUGCUGGAGUUUGUACCUGGUGGUUCUAUCUCAUCACUUUUGGGGAAAUUCGGAUCCUUCCCUGAAUCCGUUAUAAGAAUGUAUACAAAACAGCUUUUACUGGGCCUUGAAUACCUUCAUAAUAAUGGGAUUAUUCACAGAGAUAUUAAGGGAGCCAACAUUCUAGUUGAUAACAAAGGGUGCAUUAAACUUGCAGACUUUGGUGCAUCCAAGAAAGUUGUUGAACUGGCUACCAUCAAUGGUGCAAAAUCAAUGAAGGGCACACCACAUUGGAUGUCCCCUGAAGUUAUUCUACAAACAGGACAUACGAUCUCCACUGAUAUAUGGAGUGUUGCAUGCACUGUGAUAGAGAUGGCCACGGGAAAGCCUCCAUGGAGUCAACAGUAUCCCCAGGAGGUUUCAGCUAUUUUCUAUAUUGGGACAACUAAAUCUCAUCCACCCAUACCUGAACAUCUGUCUCCUGAGGCAAAGGACUUUUUGCUGAAAUGCUUCCACAAGGAGCCAGAUUUAAGGCCUUCCGCAUCAGAAUUGUUACAGAUCAAGAUUCAGAAUUCUCAACUUGCCUAUGAGUUCAUGAAACCAGACACUAGGGAGGGCGAAUACAUAUGCAUCCGUUCAUCACCUAUGACUAUCAUGGAUCUCAUUCAAUAUUACGCAGUUCAUUCAGGGUUGGUGUCCACGUUCUUGGAUUCUGUUCAGGGAUCAACUUGCACAGGCUUGAAGGAUGUUUGUCAGAUAGAUAGCAGAAGGUUCUCAACUGUAUAUCAUAAAUCAGAUUCCUACCAGAGAUCAGACAACAAUGAUGAUGACAUGUGUCAAAUGGAUGAAGAUGAUUUUUUGAUUGAUUCAUCAGCAAAAUCUGAAUCUCUAUUAGCUUCUGAUACGAAGAGUUGCAAUCCUUUGUACAAACCUGUGGAUGACCGGCCUUGCAAUUUUAACGAAACCCAAUAUUUAGAGAAAAGCAGACCGAACUUGUCAUUUUCAAGUGAGCCUGUAGGAGCUGAAGAUGAUGAAGAGCUUACUGAAUGUAAAAUUAGAGACUUCCUUGAUGCCAAGGCCCUUGAACUGAAGAAGCUCCAAACACCUCUUUAUGAAGAAUUCUUUAACAUAUCAAAUGCCGCCAUUGCACAUGCUCCCAUUGCAGUUGCAAAGAGUAAAGUUAUUUCCGGUGACCCAAAUGUAACAUCAAAAGUCAGAUCUCCUAGUCAGGCUUGGAGACGAUUCUCAAUGGCUGGAAGUGCUACUGUAGCAAGCCCUGGGAGUCAUACCAAAUUCCGAUCGAAGCUUAGUGGUGCUCAUUGUCAACCUUUGCAAGAAAUUCAGCCUCCUGAGCUUAAUGAAUCAAAGGAGACUCUUCAUGAUGCUGAGCCAGAAUCAUCUAUUGUAAGCUCAAACUUUUCUGAGAGGCAAAGGAAAUGGAAAGAAGAAUUGGUUGAAGAGCUUGAGUGGAAACGAGAGAUGAUCCGUCGGGCCGGAAUUGGAGGAAAGAUAACAUCUCCAAAAAAUCGCAAAUUUUAUGGAGACUGA
Messenger RNA from Sphenostylis stenocarpa, 1968 nucleotides. NCBI's taxonomy places the organism in Eukaryota, Viridiplantae, Streptophyta, Magnoliopsida, Fabales, Fabaceae. The record is from the annotation of a GenBank genome assembly.